Messenger RNA from Sordaria macrospora k-hell, 525 nucleotides. RefSeq lists its product as uncharacterized. The record is from RefSeq and is a predicted model, not a curated record. NCBI's taxonomy places the organism in Eukaryota, Fungi, Ascomycota, Sordariomycetes, Sordariales, Sordariaceae.
AUGUUCACCCAAAAAGACGCCAUCAGGAAGGAUUUUUUGACCGGCAAGGGCAAGGGAAAGACGACGGCGAUGGUGGCGGCUUCUGCCAGUGUCAACGACAAUGACGAUACCAACGGCGACGAUAAUGGCGGCGAGGGCAGCAGCAAACCUACUGUCAUCACCACCUCGGCUGUCUCGACAAAUAGCCCCCAAGACAACGGCCACACCGAAGGCGACAAUAUCUCUGAUGACGAGCUGGCACUCAAUUCCAAUGGCGACAACAGCGAUAACAAGAAUCCCAAGACCGCCACCACCGCCGCCGCUUCAGCAUCCAGCAGUAGCAGUAGCUCCAACAAACGGAAGCGCGCCGCCGACGACACCGGCGAAGAGUUCGAGACCGGAUACUACGUCCUCCGCUGUCCGCUCGACGGUAACUGCAUGACGGAAUCCAACACCACGCACAACGGCCCAGCAGGCAGAGCCAAGGGGAUCUUUUGCCGGCACCCGUUCAAGAGGCGCCGAGCCAUGAACCACAUCAAAGCAUGA